Molecule: messenger RNA, 1467 nt
Organism: Cyphellophora attinorum
Lineage: Eukaryota; Fungi; Ascomycota; Eurotiomycetes; Chaetothyriales; Cyphellophoraceae
Product: Long-chain specific acyl-CoA dehydrogenase, mitochondrial
Exons: 2
Coding region: 1-1467 (488 amino acids)
Molecular function (GO): oxidoreductase activity, acting on the CH-CH group of donors; flavin adenine dinucleotide binding
Source: RefSeq, a predicted model, not a curated record
AUGUCCAACCAAAUUCCCUUCUCCGAACCCCCCUGGCUCGAUGGCCUUCCCUCCCCCUACUACAAAGAAACACACCGCAAUUUUCAAAAAGCAUGCCGGGCCUUCAUCGACGAGCACCUGGCACCCUACGCCAUCGAGUGGGAGCGCGAGGAGACCGCUCCUCCUCAGCUCUUUGAGACUUUCAGAAAGCACAACAUGUUGAUCCCGAACCUGCCUGCUCCGUUGCCGGUAGAGUGGCUGCAUCGCGUGGGGAUCUAUGAUAUCUUGGGCGUGAAGGUGGAGGAGUGGGAUUACUUCCAUACGAGUAUUUAUCUGGAUGAGAUGUCACGGGUCGGGACGACUGGGCCAGGUGGAUCAAUGACAGCAGGCCACGCAUUCGGCAUCCCGCCCAUCAUCAAGUUCGGCAGCAAAGCCCUCCACGAGAAAUUCCUGCCAGAUCUGCUACCAGGCAAGAAGCGAGCUUGCAUCGCCAUCACAGAGCCCGGCGCUGGCAGCGAUGUCGCCAACAUCGCGACAACAGCGAAGAAGACCCCGGACGGGAAGCACUAUAUCAUUAAUGGCGAGAAGAAGUGGAUUACCAAUGGCUUUUGGAGUGACUAUGCGGCAAUGGCUGUAAGGACUGGUGGGAAGGGUGCGUCGGGGUUGAGUAUGAUAGUGUGUCCAUUGAAGGGAUACCCGGGUGUGACGAUGAGGAGGUUGAAGGUGCAGGGCCAGAUCGCGGCGGGAACGACGUAUAUUGAGCUGGAUGAUGUGAAGGUGCCGGUGGAGAAUUUGAUUGGUGAGGAGGGGAAGGGAAUGGGAUAUGUGAUGGUGAGUGUGCCGUUCGCAUUCUGUCUUUUGAUUGCCGGGAGUCCAGCCAGCGUGGUCGGACAUCCGUUGCUUGUCGCUCGACGACACCGAGGUUUCGGCCAACACUACUACCUAUCUGCCACGAGUACUGACCUAUUUUCUGUAGACAAACUUCAACCACGAACGCCUCACAAUCGCCUGCGGCGUCACCCGCUCCGCCCGCGUCGCCCUCUCAGCAGCCAUGGCAUACGUAAUGAAGCGCGAAGCUUCGGCAAGACCCUCGUCGAGCAGCCGGUUGUCCGACACCGCCUUGCCAAAGCUGGCGCCGAGCUCGAGAUGAUGCAAGCCUGGGUCGAGAGCUUCCUGUACAACAUGACGCAACUAUCCAAGGAAGAGGCCGAUGCACGGCUGGGCGGCCUGACUGCUCUUGCGAAGGCGAAAGCUGGUAUGGUGCUGAAUGAGUGCGCUCAGACUGCUGUUCUGUUGUUUGGCGGCAAUGGGUAUACGAGGACGGGGCAAGGUGAGAUUGCUGAGAAGAUGUAUAGGGAGGUUAUGGGUGCCAGAAUUCCUGGUGGAAGUGAGGAUGUCAUGUUGGAUCUGGCGAUUCGGCAGCUGGUCAAGAACUAUCAUCGUGAGACGGCUAAGUUGGACAGGCCGAAGGGGAGCUCUAAGUUGUAA